Phycodurus eques (leafy seadragon) is the source of this 1728-nucleotide messenger RNA. It is a transcript of the gene pip5kl1, whose product is annotated as phosphatidylinositol-4-phosphate 5-kinase-like 1. The transcript has 9 exons. Gene Ontology annotation, molecular function: phosphatidylinositol kinase activity. The record is from RefSeq and is a predicted model, not a curated record. Gene Ontology annotation, biological process: phosphatidylinositol metabolic process. Bases 125 to 1483 code for a protein of 452 amino acids. NCBI's taxonomy places the organism in Eukaryota, Metazoa, Chordata, Actinopteri, Syngnathiformes, Syngnathidae.
GUCAGCUGUCUUUUGUGUUUGUCACUAGCCUUGAUGUCUUAUUUCCUUUUCUCAAAUUGCAUUCCUCCAAGCUGCAGCAAAUCUGGAACCGUGCAGAUCUUUUCUAUCACUGUGCUGCGUUUUCAUGGUCGUUUGUUUCUCGUUUUUACGUCAGAUGCAGAGGUCGGUGGCUUCGCGUGGCUUCGGAAAGCACUCCGGCACACUGAAGAGAAAAAGAUGGGGGGGUUUGAGACGGCGGUGGGAGCUUUUGGGCUUAUUUGAAAUUGAUCAGCACCACGAAUUCUACAGCCUGACUUGCAUGAUGAAGGAGGGAUUGUCUACGUCCAUCCAAGCUACCGUUGACCAGGCAUCUACAAAUCAACUGUUAGAAGCUGAUUUCAGAGCAGAGGACACUCACGUUCACGAGGGCUUCACGUUGGAGACCUUUGCUGGCCCGGUGUUUUCCAAUCUACGGGGAUCUUUAGGGGUGACAGAACUGGAGUAUCAGCGAUCUCUCUGCUCUGACAAGUGCUACCUUCAGUUCAUCAGCAACUCCAAAAGCAAGGCUGACUUCUUUCUCACGAAUGAUAAACGCUUCUUUUUGAAGACCCAGAAUGAAAGGGAAAUCCGAUUCCUUCUGGACAACCUCAAGGACUACAUGGCACAUUUGCGGAAGUACCCCCAUUCUCUUCUGGUGAAGCUGCUAGGUGUUCACAGGAUCAAAAUUUCACGCAGGCGAAAGAAAUACUUCAUCGUGAUGCAAAGUGUGUUUUAUCCAGAUGAUCGAAUCAGCGCCAGGUACGACAUUAAAGGCUGCGAAGUGAGUCGCUGGACAGAUCCUUCACCAGAUGGAUGCCAGAUUAUUGUGGUCCUCAAAGACCUCAACUUUGAAGGGCAGUACGUCACCCUCGACCGGCAGCGUCCCUGGCUCCUGCGGCAAAUGGAGAUCGACACGGACUUUCUCCGAAGCCUCAACGUGUUGGAUUACAGUCUCCUCCUCGCCCAUCAGCCUCUGCAACAAGACGAACGUCACCACGCUCUCUCCUUCGCCUCGCUAAUCGCGAGAACCAAGCGAUCUGUGAAUCCAAGCGCCAGCCCUGUCUGUAAUAUCCCUGCCGUGCCGGGGGCAGUCCCAGAGGAUAACUCUAUUUUCAUCUCAUCUGACAUUGAUAGUGACAGUUUGAAGCGAGGGCAAGCGGGAGACGGCCGAAGCGGCGACGCACAUCGCCGGCGCGUUGCUGCCGGUGAAACUGAAGAGCUCCCAGACUUCGAGGUCCAAAACAGACGUUUACUGCUCAACUUAAAGAAUGCUCUGCAUGUCAUCGAUGGACCGGAUCAACGCUACUUCAUUGGCAUCGUUGACAUUUUUACAGUUUACAGUUUAAAGAAAAGACUGGAAUAUUGGUGGAAGAGACUGAGGCACCCGGGCCGGACGUUCUCCACAGUAAGUCCGCAGACUUACUGCGCUAGGCUGUGUCAGUGGGUGCUGGAGCACACCAAGUAGUCGCCCGCCGCCGGUCACCCAGCGCCCGGGACCAGGUGAGGAGAAGCCGUAUCGAAGACGAAUGGAUGAAUAAGACAACUUGGCCUAAACCGUUUCGAAUGAAGUCCAGGAGGCGUCACGAGGAAACACGAGCACCAACGCUGCCCAGCCAAAUAAAAAGACAAAACUCCCAAUAUUUUGCUGUACCGCCUAUGAUUAUGCCAUGCUUUCAUGCCGGUCAUCAAUUUAAAAGCCUUGCAAAAUCA